UACGCAGGACUGUGGCCUGGUGGUGCAACCAGAUCAGCCCUGUGGUUUGGAGCCCCUCCCUGGGCCACUCUCUCCAGGCGAGCCCCAUGCCCCAAAGCAGCCCUGCACCUCCGGGGAUGUACCAGGUCGUUGGGUGGUUCCUUGCCUCAGCUGUGCCGACAACCGGACCUGUGACUGGAGAGAGGUUGCUUGGCAACCCGAGGGCUGUUACCACCCCUUGCUGGACCUCCCCCAGCUGCAGGACUGCAUGAUGUAUAGGAAGGUAAUGUUCAUAGGUGACUCCACUAAUCGGGGGAUGAUGUACUUCCUGAUGGAGCGGGUCAACUCUAGUCUGGAGGACUGGGGCAAGGCCCACGACAGCCUGGUCUAUCGCAACGUCAAUCAGGGACACACACACGUCUCCUACUCCUACUACCCCCAGUUCUGGCUGGAGCAGAGCCACAGACCCACCUUCCAGAGGGCCCUGGAGCAGCUCAUACUGAGAUCACGACCCCUGGAGAACUCCCGUCAGACUGUGUUGGUGGCAGGAGGUGUCCAGUGGCUCAACACCAACCACCUGAGGAUCAUGAGAGAAGUGCUGGAGAGGGAAGGGCUACAGGAUAUCAUGGUGGUGGUGAAGUCUCUGGGCAUGGGCUUCCAUCUCCCUGUGGACGGCAUCCGCUCUCUCUCACUGAGAGGAGUACAGGAGCUGUAUAGAGAGAACAGCAACAUCAUCACCGCCGCAAAGCACUAUGGGUAUGAGGUUAUAGACACAUUCAGCGUCACCAUGGGCCGCUACAAAGAGUUCCUGCAGGGACAGUGCGCCUGCCAUUUUCAUGAGGUUGAAAAGCUGUCGUUCUCCAAGGUUCCCCUGCACAGGAAGAUGAAGCUCCUUCGACACGGCGAGGAACCUGGGACCGGAACCAGUGGAACUGGAACCGGGUACAGGGAUCAGCCCACCCUGCAGCACCAGGACCAGUGGGCGGGGUCUAACUCCUCCACCUAUCAUGUGAGAGGAGCGGUGAACCAGGUGUACUCGCAGAUUCUGCUGAGCAGACUGUGUGUGAGAGACACAGGAAACUAGAACCAGCCCUCACCACCACAGACUGUGUGUGUGCGUGCGUGCUUGUGUCCUUGCUUACUAACGUGCGUGUGUGUGUGUGCGCGUGCGCGUGUGUGCGCGUGCGCGUCCAUACCAGCGUCUCUCUAAAGAAUGAGAGGUCAUCCCAUCCACGAAGUGCUGUAGUAACAGGAGAGUACAGACCUCCUCUGAUUGGCCCACACACUGCCCCCCCCCCCCCCCCCCCCCCCCCGUCAUGUGACUGCUACCUCUGCUAGGUAGAGGUUUCCAGAUGGUCGAAGAGGGGGAUCGCUGGCCGACCGCCAAAAGACUAGGGAAGCAGCUGGAGAAAGAAAAAAGAGGAGAGCGAGAGUGACUGUCGAAGGAGUGUGUCAUGUGCACAUCCCAAAUGUAAGCCUUGCUCUCCCACCAACCGACAAUGCUCCCUCAACGCUCCAGCACAAACCCUUACAAUUGUAUAGUUUUAUAGUAGUGGAAACGUUGUUGAAAUGUUGUACAGCAUUGGUUCUCAAUCAUCACCUCGUGUACCCCCGGCAAUUCCAUGUGUUUGAUGUAUUCCAGAGCUGGCACACCUGAUUCAGAUUCAACUGGUCAACUAAUCAGGUGAGCUAGUUGAGGGCUACAACAACAUUGUGAAACGUCUGGGGGGUCCCCGAGGAGAGGUUCAAGACUUUUGAUGUGUGCCUUUGAUGCCUUUAUGCAUCAGGAAAGCCUAUCUCUCGCCAUCGGAGGGACUUUUUGAUAUCCAGCUGUUCCUCCUCAUAUACAGUACCUCAUCCAUCCGCGUGUCCUGUUGACACCACAGCGUAUUCUAUUCUAUGCCAAAGAUGUGACGAAAGCUGAGCUAUUCUUCAAGUGAAUGUCUUAUGUAUGAUUUUCUUAUAGUUCUAUAUAUUUUUCUACAGAUGUUUAUUCGUUCCUAUAAUGUUGAUAAUCAGUGUAUAAUGUUUUACAUGCAGCAUAUUGUUUACAUGCUAAUGAAGGUCUGGUGUAAUGUGUGCUAUGGAUUUAUACAUAUUGUCUGAUCUGUCCUCUGAUCAUUUGUAUGGAGGGAACUGAGCUGGUGAAGAUGAAGGUAAUUGUAACACACACACGAGUGGAGACUACCUGCUUAGCUCUGUCCUAUGGAACAUUGAUAGCAAACCUAAUCAUUUGAUUCAGUGAUUUUGAAGGAAAACGUAAGGGAAAAGAACAGAAAGACAUAUUUGCUUAAUGCUAAAUAUUAUCAACACUCUUCAUUUAUUUUUAAAGAACAUCUAUCUUCAAAUGGUACUAACUUCAGCUUUGUGUUUCCAGAUGGUAUAUAUAAGUUAUUCCAU
Messenger RNA from Salvelinus namaycush (lake trout), 2379 nucleotides. RefSeq names its product cadherin-like and PC-esterase domain-containing protein 1. Lineage: Eukaryota; Metazoa; Chordata; Actinopteri; Salmoniformes; Salmonidae. The transcript is spliced from 7 exons. Bases 248 to 1063 code for a protein of 271 amino acids. The record is from RefSeq and is a predicted model, not a curated record.